AAAGACACCAAGAUCAGUGCAUCUGAUGACUUUAAAGGUGAAGCCUCUAAAGUUCAGGAAUUCAUAAUCAGCUGUGAAUUAUACUUUGCGGCCAACCCAGAGAGAUACGCAGAUGAUGACAAGAAGAUUAUCUUUGCCCUGUCAUAUAUGAAGGGAGACACGGCAGGAGCAUGGAAAACGGUCUUCUUGGACAAGGUCAAUGGAUCUGAAGAAGAUAGUGAUGAUGAAGAC
Molecule: messenger RNA, 231 nt
Organism: Stereum hirsutum FP-91666 SS1
Lineage: Eukaryota; Fungi; Basidiomycota; Agaricomycetes; Russulales; Stereaceae
Exons: 1
Source: RefSeq, a predicted model, not a curated record